GACUGUGGGAUGACCACUGAAAUUGUGAAUUUCCGUGGGGCGGCAAAUGCAACCACGCUUCUUUGAUAUGAUAAUAUGUAAAAUAAUAAACAAAAGUAAAUUAGAGAUGUUGCCAAUCUUGAAGCGCACAUUUUAACUCACAAUUUAAUAAAAUAUUACGAGAAAUUGUACUAUAGAAUUCAAUGAAAAGGCCGAUAUUCACCGCGUGCGUUAGAGAUUUUCACGACGUCCGCAAUAGCGUGCGAUAGCAUACGGGCUGCUCAGCCUCGUUCGCGCUAUCUAUUUUUUUUUUUACACUGCAUUCGUACACACACGUGUACGUGCAGAAUCCACAAUAACAAAGAUGGAUGUGACUUCGUCUUCAUCGGAUUCCGACAACGAAGAUGACAUUGUAUCACCGUCGCCUGCCUGCUGCAUGCAUGUUGUACCCCAUGGAAAAGGGAAAGUUUCAUUUUUUCAUGAGAAAAGCUGGUCUAAAUUCAAGGAUUGCUGUGUUCGAUGGAGUCGAGUUGAAAGUGCCGAAACAAAGGUAGCUAUUCGUGCUGCGGAGAAGUUUGGGAUUGACCUGCACGGGCAGGAGCCUCACCGGCAGCAAGAUCAGGAUCACCAUGAAAGUUCACCUUUUCCCACUCAAGCCUCGUAGCAUCGUAGGUGCUACCAGCAUUUUUGCAAUGUUGGAAAACUUGUCAGGGCAGAGAUUAGAAUGGAAAAACGAAAAGCUGAAGAUGCAGAUGUGGAAUCGGCUGAAGAAGGCAGUCUUCAUUCUGCACCUCCAAGAAAGAUGCUGCGAUCGAGUCUUUCCCCUACGAAAGGUCGGCAUGUCCUGCCAGCAGAAUGCAUUGUAUGCAGAAAGAUUCAAUGGAAGACUAGUAAACUUACAGGCAAGAGAUUCAAGGUCCCCGUUUCUAGGUGCGAACAGGUUUCAGCUACAAAGUUCCUGAAGGCAGCUGAGAUGCGGCAACACACCCGCAUCCUCAUGCAGAUCCGCGGAAAGGAUAUGGUAGCUAUAGAGCUACAAUAUCACAAAAGUUGUUACCAGGACUUCACCUCCUGUCUGCGCCGAGCAGAGAGAGCUGCCACAAGUACCGACACUGAUGAUCUCUUCACUCCCACUUACAACUGUUUGUGUGAUCUGAUAAGGAGGAGGAUUGUGAAAGACAAAGAGGUGCUCAGACUCAAGGACUUGCAUCGUUCCUUCGUUAAGGCAGGUUUGAGAAAUGAAGGAGUGGACUUGUCAUCAUACCAGACCAAGAAACUGAAACAGCGACUACAAGUAACAUUCCCUCAGCUCAUAUUCGUGUCCCCGCAGAGACAGAAUGAAAGUGAGAUUGUGAUGGUUGGUGACAUGGAGGCAUCAUCACUUGCUGAGCACGCUGUACAGCAAGAUCAAGCAACUAGCACUUCAUUCAGUGAAGAGUCUGCCUCAGAUGAAGAAUCAGCUGCCAUGUCCAGAUCAUCAACAAACCCAGGGCCCCAACAACUAUUAAUGCUCUACCAUGCAUCCCAGAUCCUGAAAGCUGCUGUCAAAACUGCCUGUACCAGAUGUAAGGAGCAAGAGCAGUGGCCCCCAACAUCACCUGACCUGACCCCAGAAGCAGCUAAAGAAGCAAUCCCUUCCAUACUGUUCAACUUUCUCUCCUGGGUUGUAAACUCGACUAAUGAGCCAGAGGUCAAUAAGCUUGUAGAUGUAAGUGUAGAGGAUGAAAGAAAGUUAUUAUCUAUGUGUCAGGAUGUUAUGUACAUGUCUUGUAAAGGUAGUAUAAUUCUCCCCAAACAUUCUUCUUUAGCCAUGACCGUGAGACACAUGACCGGCUCUGCAAGGCUGAUUGGAAUACUCAAUGGGUUUGGGCAUUGUAGCAGUCAUUCCAUGGUACUUGAGCAUGACACUGCACUUGCAGAACAGCAGCUGAAUAGAGGUGAAGAUGUGCUCCCUGAAGGUGUCAAGCCAUGCCUUACAACUUUGGUGUGGGACAACAACGACUUCUCUGAGGAAACUCUAUCAGGAAAAGGCACGACCCACAUAACAACAGGCAUCCUCAUUCAGCAUCAAAAGCAUGUCCCUGUUCCUGAUCAAGAUCAAGAUAAUCAAACGCACAAGCAGAGCCUACCAAGAACACACAAGAGAUCCAUCAAAACACCCACAGCAGACUUGACCCCAUACUUCGGAAUGCUAAAGAAUGGGCCUGAACCAUUUGGACAGCAUAUUGCUGUAAAGGAGGAAGUCUAUCAUGAUAUCCAGGAGAAGCCAAGGAAACUGGAUUCUGCAUUUAGGCUGUCAAGGAUACCUCAUCGUUUCGGUAGCCUAUUACCAAGCUGGACAGGUUACAACACACAACUAAGCUGUUCCACAAAUUUGGCGUCCAACAUCUUCUAUCUCCCAUCCAUUGAUGCCUCCCCAACUCAAAAGGAUACGAUCAAUACCAUACUUCACAAGAGUGUGAAGAUAGGCACAAUUUUGCAACAGGAUACAGUGGUGAUAGUAUGUGACCAAGCCAUCUACAGUAAGGCUCAGCAGAUAAGAUGGAAGGAUCCACACCUCUCUGCAAGGACUGUUGUAAGAAUGGGAGAUUUUCAUACUACCAUGAACUUUCUUGCAUGCAUUGGUAAACGGUUUAAGGAUGGCGGUCUGCAAGACAUCAUAAUUGAAAGUGGCCUUAUUGCAACAGGUUCAGUGAAUGGUGUGUUGUCAGGACAUCAUUUCAACAGGAGUCUUCGCGCACAUAAGCUUCUCUGUGAAGCUAUGGAACGCCUGCGAUGGCUCAGUUUCAUGAAGACUCUUCCUGAUGAGCAGCAGGAGGAAGCAUCUGACGUUCUCUUGAAGAUGCAUACAACUUUCCCGUCUUCAGAUCACAGGAAAGUGAUUGAGGGUGAACAGUUUGAGGCCCUGCUUGAUGAGUACUCCCUCUUCAUUGAGACUCAGUCCUCAAGACCCACUUUUGCAUUCUGGUCCUCUUACAUCGAGAUGGUUGAGUCAUUGCUUCUUUUCAACAGAGCAACAAAGGAGGGCAAUUGGCCUCUGCACUUGUCUGCAGCCCGAAGUCUUCUCCCUUGGUUUUUUGCUUAUGACCAUUUGAACUAUUCUCGGUAUAUGUCUGCAUACUGGCUUGAGAUGCACAUGCUGCCCGUGACUCAUCCUUCAAUAGCUGAAGCAUUUCUUGAAGGUGAUUUUGUGGUUCACCGCCAAACUGCCCACGGCUUUUCAGGAAUAGCAGGUGAUCAGAUGAUAGAACAGACUGUCAACAGGGAUACCAAGUCAAGAGGAGGAGUCAUUGGAUAUAGUACCAGUCGGAGCUAUUUCCAUCGAUGGCUGCUUUCACAUCACCUUAAAGCUGCCAUUCAGCGGCAGUGUGAAGAAUUGGCUGGGAAGUCGCCUUCUUCAACAGAGUUGAAAGAUCUGCAAGCCUCCCGUGUGAAGAAGGACAAUAGUGACAUACAAGCCAUCUGUGACACUAUACAUAGUAUGGUCAAUCCAUUUGAGAACCAAGGAAACGAUCUUCUCCACAUUUCAUCUGGGGUCAUUGCAAGUGAUGCAUUGAAGAACGACCUCCUUCAGGCAAAGUCUUUGGGACAGGCUGCUGCGGAAGUGUUCAUAACAGAACGUCUACAGCAAGGGUCUACAGAAUUCCAUGCACCUUUGAAGCAGCAGCAGCUCAAGACUUUCUCCAAAGCAACAUCCAAGCCAUCAAAAGGAAAGGUUUCUCAAGGAUUGUUAAAACAAGAUCGGAGUUUAUUUGCCAGGCUAGCAAUAGUUUCAAAAGACAGGAAGCUUGACCUGAAGGAGCUGAUGGUAUACAAUCUCAAUGAAAGUCCCUUGGCAUUGUCAAAUGGAUGUGGGGGGAUGGUGAAAACCAAUAAAGCAAGCCUGAUGCGACACCUAGAAUCUUCAGUUCAGCCUUCACCAGUUCUCGAGUCCAUUCCGAAACAUGUGGUGUGGGUUGUGGAUGGAAUGGCUCUCAUCCAGGAGCUUUCGAGUAGGAUAAACUCACUGUCAACAUUUGGGGAUUUGGCAACAUGCAUUCUUGAUAAGGUUGUAACUUUGGCCACGAACAUGUAUUCGGAUACUGUUCAUCUUGUAACAGAUCGAUAUCCGCCCGUAUCCAUCAAGAAUGCUGAAAGGGGGGCAAGAGCAUCUGGAGGAAUGCAACGGAUAACGAUUUUCAGUGUGGACCAAGCCAUCCCUUCUCAGUGGAAGAAAUAUAUGACACACAGUCAAAACAAGGAAGAACUUGUACAAUUCUUAUUUCAGACUUGGUCCAACACCCACCCAGAUAAGUUCAGAAAUGUCAAAGUGUUCUUUGCACAUGCGUCACAAUGCCAUGCCUUUUACAGCACAUCUGGUAAGCUUGUAGUGGAGGAAGUACCAGAAUUGACUGCAGAUCAUGAAGAAGCUGAUACCAGACUUCUUCUCCACUGUGAAUAUGCAUCACAGCACCAGGCAUCAAGCUCCCAAGUAACCAGCUCAGUCAUCAUUAGAAGUCCUGAUACCGAUGUUUUUGUUGUGGCUGUAGGUCUUUCAGGUGUAAUGAACAGCAGAGUUCUCUUUCACACUGGUAGGGGGAACUUGUCUCGUACAAUCGAUGUAACAGCAGUCCAUAAUCAUUAUGGCAAAGAUGUUUCUGAAGCUCUCAUUGGCUUGCAUAUCUUCACUGGCUGUGAUUCCGUCAGUGCAUUUUACGGCAAAGGGAAAUCGAAAGCUCUGAAAUUGAUGCUUUCUGAUGAAGAAUAUCAAUCCACAUUCAAAAGUUUGGGCCAGUCUUUUGAUGUGUCUCCACAGUUGAGUAAAGGACUUGAGCAAUUCGUCUGCAGUCUCUACUCGGGAAAGCAGGGUUUGGAUGAUGUGAAUUUGCUUAGGUACAACAUGUUCCGGAUGGAUUGCAAGUUUGAAUCAUCGCUUCCUCCGAAUCAAGACUCUCUUCUGUUACACAUUAGAAGAGCAAACUAUCAAGCUGCAAUUCACAGAAGAUCACUCCAGCAAUUUAUCGGGGAAGGAAACCCGACAGAGCACGGCUGGGUUAUGGAGAAUGGAGAGUUGGUCAUCAAGUGGAGCACUUUGCCACCGGCUCCCAACCACCUUACCGCUGCAGUCAAGUGUAAAUGCAAAAAGGGAAAAUGCCACACUAAGCAAUGUGAGUGCGUAAAAAACAAGAUCACUUGUACGGAUCUGUGUAAGUGUAUAGAAUGUACCAAUCAAGCUGCAGAAAAAGAUGCAGAAGAUGAUUUCGGAGAUGAUGAUCUCUCUGACUGGGAAUAGGCAUUUGGGUGUGAAGGUGCCAUGAAUAAACUAAUGAUUUGAGGAGCAGUCAAGUUGUAUUCAUGAGUUCAGUAAAGGGAAUGAUCACCAUGUAAAAAUUCAAAUGAAAUGAAGUCAUCAAUCAAGUUAUUUCUUCUUCAAAUUUAAUGCAAGAAGUGAAUAACAUUUAUCUUUCCUGGAAAUUGUCAAGGAAUGAUAUUAGUUUUAGUGUUACAUUUUGCAAUGUUAAAUUAUGAUACAUAAAACAUGUAAGAAGGCUUACACAUGUACAUUCCCAGCAAAGACUGAUUGUAUUUUGAUUCUGAAACAUCUAAUAUACUGUUUGUGCAAUCUUCCUAAAUUGUGUCAGUGUACAUGUAUAUGAUUGAAAUACAAAACUUAACAAUAUUUGGUAUUCUAAAGAUGCAAGAAAGAAAAAAAGAAAAGAAAACAAUAUCUUGGAGAUUAAACUUGUAAUUUCUUGUAUAGUAUUAUAUUAUCUGAUGUUGUGCAGUUUCAUCCUGUUCUAGUAGAAAAGUCGUGCUACGAGUGUUUUUUUUUGACAGAGCAGAAAGGUUUUAUUUGGUUUUUUAUCAUGAAUAUGGUUACCUACAUGUACUACAUGUAUUUACAUAACUAUCAGUCAUUAGUGAAGUUGAUGAAAGAGUUUUAAGAGUGAAAUUCUAAUUUUAGAAUAUCACAAGAAGACGACAAAUCCUUGAAGAUUUAGCUCAUACAAUUAUUUUGUUAAUAUUUUUGUAUAGUUAUAUAUCAAUAUGAGCUAUCGUGCGCAGAGUGUCGUCCUGUUCCAGUUUUAAAGUUUAGCCUUAGUUUUGGUUAUUUCUUUUUCUUUUCCUUUGACAGAGCUCUGAUACUGUUCUAGGAAGUAGAAUAUUUAGUACUUCAUGUUUAUUGUCAUCCUUUACAAGUACAGUAAAGUAUAGUAUGUGUCUUAUAAAAUGCAGGAUGCUUUUCAAUGGAAUAUGUGUAGUGACUAAAAUACUGCAAAAUGAUAUUUUAGAGAAGUCAUUCAGAUUGGCUUACUAGUAUUCUGUUUGCUAUAAGAAGAAAUUUUGUCUUUUCAUUGUUUAUCACAACUAUGAUUAUGGACAUUACUGUCAUUUAGUGAAGUCGGUGAAAGCAUUUUAAGAGUGAAAUGCCUCAAUGAAGAUGAGAUAUUUUUUAUUUUCAUUACAAAUACAAAUGUAUGAUAUUAUAAACCAGUCACACAUUGCACAAAGAGCCCCAUGGCUGUAAAGUACAUUAAUUAUAUAGUGAUCCUUUAAAUACUACUUUUAAAAUAUUUAAAGAUGUUAAGUGGUUUUUUUCUUAAUGAUAAACAUGUAAUUUAAAUUUUGAUCUAAUUAGAAAACAUUAAUCCUGUGUCAUUAUGAUGUCAAGCUAAUAUAUUAGUAGAAUUCUACAAGCGUAAAUAUGCCAUUUAAACAUGGUCUCAUUUUUGCUCUCGUUCUUCCAUUCUACAAAUAAGUGAAGCAUUUUGGAAUUUAAUGAUAUGAAUAUACUGUAAGAUGCUUAUCGAUCAUUUAAAUUACUUAAGAUACCGGUGAAGUUGUUGUUUCAAAGAAAUCAGUAUGUAGGUGUAUCAUCUCAUUAUACUUACAAACCAUCAUACGGUGAUAGAAGAAAUUAAAGUUCAUGUACAUACUGGAGUCAUAAAACCCAAGAUUAAAGAAAUGCAAUGUACCUAUUUACAUAAUGGUUUAUCAUGAAUUACAUGUACAUCAUUAUAGUAUAUAAUUUGAAGUCAUCAAUCAAAUUUAUAUAAAAGUUGAAUGAACCAAAA
Messenger RNA from Strongylocentrotus purpuratus (purple sea urchin), 7034 nucleotides. RefSeq lists its product as uncharacterized. NCBI's taxonomy places the organism in Eukaryota, Metazoa, Echinodermata, Echinoidea, Camarodonta, Strongylocentrotidae. The transcript is spliced from 3 exons. The record is from RefSeq and is a predicted model, not a curated record. The coding region runs from base 704 to 5251 and encodes 1515 amino acids.